GUAUCUUAUCUCUGCUACUGCUUAAGUAUGGCAGUCCCAUUUCCCCGCUUGGAACUCGACAAGCUUGUCACUCACAAUGUCAACGUGCGAUGAUCGUGGCGUUGGAUACGCCUACUAUCAGUCCAUGAAGAAUCACGGGAAGAAGACGGCUCAGUUUGAUGUAGUCACCAAGAAAGAGCAGAGCUUCGAGGAGCUAUUGCAACGUUGCAUCGGCGCCGCCCUCGCCAUCGAAGAUGCUGGGCUAAAACCUGGCGACUUCGUGACCACGUGCUCCCUGAAUCACCUGGACGUUUGCGUUCCUUACCUCGCGUCUUUGUUUACUGGCACGAUUAGCGCGUCUGUUGAGGCUACGAUGCCCGCGCAGGAAAUGGUCUACCUUCUAAACCAGGUCGGUCCCAAAAUAAUUUUCGUUGGUCCAGAAGCGGUGGAGGUGGUGGAAGAGGCUGUGGAGAAGCUCGACACUAAGCCGCUGAUUGUUGUCUUUGGUGACACCGGCUGCUACCCUUCUUUCUCCGACUUCAUCGCGCCUUUUUCGGGGGAGAAUGCGUUUCGGCCGCGGAUACCGGAGAGUCUAGAAGAAACCGCCUUGGUACUUUUCAGCAGUGGAACAACUGGCUUGCCCAAAGGUAUCUGCCACACGCACAGAUCGAUGUUGGCCAAUAGCGAGUACUGGAUUGUAGACGAUUGCUCUACAGCCGCUUGGUUCACGACGCCCUAUUGGUCCACUUUCUACCUCAAUCUGCACAUGUGCAUUCGAAACGGGUUGUGUAGAGUGCUUCUCCCACCUUUUGACAAAAACAAUCCAUGGUCAGUACUGGAGCACAAAAUCGACUUCCUACUGUCAAAUCCGCUGCAGGCGCUCGCUUUUACAAAGCAAAGCCCUCGUGACAAUGUCGACCUGGGAAACUUGUUUCGCUUCACCUUCGCAGGUUACGGCUUGCCCGAAGCGCACAUUUUGGAGCUCCGGAAGAAGUUCCCCAAGUCUGAACUGGUAAACGUGUACGGACAGUCGGAAUUCUUCGGCGUGCCCUUCCAGUUCCCUUGCGAUUCCCGCGGACUGAGACUCUCGCGAAAAUAUCCUACGUCCGCAGGAACUCCCAAAAGCCACAUCUCGUGGAAGAUCGUCGAUUUGGAAACGGGGAAGCCGCUCGGCCCCAACCAGCAAGGCGAGCUUCUGAUUAAGGCAGAUUUUCAGUGCAAGGGAUACCACAACCGCGACUCGUCCGAGGUGUUCGACUCGGAGGGAUACGUGAAGACCGGAGAUAUCGCCUACUACAACGAGGAAAUGUGCUUCUUCAUUGUCAAUAGGAUCAAGGAGAGUUUUAAGUAUCAAGGCAUCCACAUCAUACCGAGCGAAAUCGAGGCCGUCCUCCAGUCGCAUCCUUCCGUGGCGAGGGUCGUGGUUGUUGGUCUGCCACACGAGACCGAUGGCAAUCACCCCAUGGGCGUCGUCGUGCUAAACGAUAAGGCAGGGAAGGUGUGCGAGGGGGAACUGUUAAAGUUCAUCGAGGAUAGGGUUGAAGAUAAGAAUAGGCUGAGAGGGGGAGUGACGUUUGUUAAAAAACUUCCCUUGACUGUCACUGAGAAGCUCAAUCGCUUUAAGCUUACACAACUUGUGCUCAGUAAUCAAUUACAUUUACUCAACUAAUUUACGGUUCGAAUCCACUUCAAGUUUUUUUUUAGAUCCGAAAUCAAAAAGUCAAAUGGGUGGGCGUGCGUUGUUUCAUGGAACAAAUUGUGAAACUUAGGCUUCAAAUACAAUGCUAUAGAACCCAUCACUUUUUGAAUUCACGUUUUAGGUUGCUUAGUGCUUCGGGCAUUGGAAUUGAUAACUGUCGAGCAAAGUACAGCGCCUCAAUUGCUGUCUCGCAAUAAAAGUGUUCCUAUCGAAGAUAAAAUGA
Molecule: messenger RNA, 1901 nt
Organism: Photinus pyralis (common eastern firefly)
Lineage: Eukaryota; Metazoa; Arthropoda; Insecta; Coleoptera; Lampyridae
Product: 4-coumarate--CoA ligase 1-like
Exons: 4
Coding region: 77-1648 (523 amino acids)
Biological process (GO): fatty-acyl-CoA biosynthetic process; long-chain fatty acid metabolic process
Molecular function (GO): long-chain fatty acid-CoA ligase activity
Source: RefSeq, a predicted model, not a curated record